UUGCAGUUCUCAAGCUGUUAGGUUUCAUUUUUCUCCUCCUGAGGAUUCUAAAUCAGUUUCACUUUUCAGUUUCCUCUUCCCUGCCCUAAAGGCAAUUACUCAGAAACAGGGAGAAAACAUCAGCUGAUGCAUUCCCCAUUCUCCCACCCCUUUUUAUAGUUCCGUUAGUAUUUACUUGAGGCAGACAGGAAGACUUCUGAAGAACAUCAGCCUGGUCACCAGCGUUUUGGAACAACAGAGAAGCAGAGGACAGUCAUGAGUGAAAUCACCAAGAAUUCCCUGGAGAAAAUCCUUCCACUGCUGAAAUGCCAUUUCACCUGGAAGUUAUUCAAGGAAGAAAGUGUCACAAGGGAUCUAGAAGAUAGAGUGUGUAACCAGAUUGAAUUUUUAAACACGGAGUUCAAAGCUACAAUGUACAAUUUGUUGGCCUACAUAAAACACCUAGCUGGUCAAAACGAGGCAGCCCUGGAAUGCUUACGGCAAGCUGAAGAGUUAAUCCAGCAAGAGCAUGCUGACCAAGCAGAAAUCAGAAGUCUGGUCACUUGGGGAAACUAUGCCUGGGUCUACUACCAUAUGGGCCGACUCUCAGAUGCUCAGAUUUAUGUUGACAAGGUGAAACAAACCUGCAAGAAAUUUUCAAAUCCAUACAGCAUUGAGUAUCCUGAGCUUGACUGUGAGGAAGGGUGGACACAGCUGAAGUGUGGAAGAAAUGAAAGGGCAAAGGUGUGUUUUGAGAAGGCUCUGGAAGAAAAACCCAACAACCCAGAAUUCUCCUCUGGACUGGCAAUUGCGAUGUACCAUCUGGAUAAUAACCCAGAGAAACAGGUCUGUGACAAUGUUUUGAAGGAGGCCAUAGAGCUGAGUCCUGAUAACCAAUAUAUCAAAGUUCUCUUGGCCCUCAAACUGCAGAAGAUGAAUAAAGAAGCUGAAGGAGAGCAGUUGGUUGAAGAAGCUCUAGAGAAGGCUCCUAGCCAAACAGAUAUCCUCCGCAGUGCAGCCAAAUUUUACAGAAAAAAAGGUGACCUGGACAAAGCUAUUGAACUGUUUCAACAGGCACUGGAAUCCACACCAAACAAUAGCUACCUCUAUCACCAGAUUGGGUGCUGCUACAAGGCUAAAGUGAGACAAAUGCAGAACACAGGAGAAUCUGAAGCUAGUGGAAAUAAAGAGAAGAUUGAAGCACUAAAGCAAUAUGCUAUGGACUAUUUGAAUAAAGCUCUUGAGAAGGGAAUGAAUCCUCUGAUUGCAUACUCCGAUCUUCCUGAGUUCCUGGAAGCAGAAUGUUACCAGACACCAUUCAAUAAGGAAGUUCCUGAUGCUGAGAAGCAGCAAUCCCAUCAGCGCUAUUGCAAACUUCAGAAAUGUAACGGGAAGUCUGAAGACACUGCUGUCCAACAUGGUUUAGAGAAUUUGUCCAUAAGCAAAAAAUCAACUGAGAAGGAAGAGAUCAAAGACCAACCACAGAAUGUAUCUGAAAAUUUGCUUCCACAAAACGCACCGAAUUAUUGGUAUCUUCAAGGAUUAAUUCAUAAGCAGAAUGGAGAUCUGCUGCAAGCAGCCAAAUGUUAUGAGAAGGAACUGGGCCGCCUGCUAAGGAAUGCCCCUUCAGGCAUAGGCAGUUUGUUCCUGUCAGCAUCUGAGCUUGAAGAUGGCAGUGAGGAAAUGGGCCAGGGUGCAGGCAACUCCAAUCCCAGAGAGCUCAUCUCUAACUCAGAGCUCCUUAACAGAGGAGAAAGGAGAGAGGAGAAAAACAGAGCUUCAGAAGCCUGCAAUGGUGGUUGUGAGGGGUAAGAGGAUAGGAAGACAGGAGGCCCCAACCUGGGGUUGCUGAGCAGGGAAGUUAUGCACGUUGCUUGAAGGUACAUUUUUAAAGAGUUGUUUUCUCGUGUUCGUUAUAGUUCAUUAGAGUUACAUAGUCAGAAGGGCUUGCAGCUGGUCACUAGUAGCAAUAAAUGCUUCAGGCCUACGUGAUGCUUAGUUCUCAGUUCUCAUUCAGUUCACUAUAUAACCCUCAUUCCUGCCCUUCCUGCCAAGGGUCAUAAGUGGUGACCACCUAGCAACAAAAUUCAUAGUCUCAUCUCAUUUUCAUCCAGCCUUCCGGACCUUGAAGAUUAACUUUUGACUAACCCUGAAAUAUCCCUUGCCUCACUUAUGGCUUCAGCAGUGUAUUUAUGUGUAUUCUUGAUAGCAAUACUGCAAUCAAUAUGUAUUGAUAGUAAUGCUACAAUAAAUCUAAACCAUUUCAACUCUAUCAGAAUAGAGGUAAUUGUGUGGUUUGUGUGUGGGACUAUGACAGUAAUAUUAACUCCCAAAGUGUCUCCUACUAGGGACAGUGAGUAAUUGCUAAGCCGUACCACGCUAUUCUCGGCAUGUCCAUUUGAAUUCCUUCCUCAGAAUGAACACCCUCCCACCGUAGCCAGCCUAUCCUUACAUUAUAGGAACUAUGACUGUCUUUCCAGCUCAGGUGUCCUAGCUAAGCCCCGUGCCCAGUUAGUAGCUCAGUUGACAGGGUUGCUGUGAGCCCAGGUUAGUGCCCAGUUGACAGGGUUGCUGUAAACCCAGGAAUACCUGGGCAAAUGCUUCCCUGACAGAGUAUGAGGGACACCAGUGUGAGGCUGGCCAAAAGGGCAGAGAUCCAUCCAGGUCUGCAGCAGUCCCUUUCAAACUGCCAGUGUCUGACAUAGUGAGCUCCAUUUGUUCAGGUAAAAGUCAGACCUGGAUGGCAAAUUUCUCUUAAACACAUGGGGAAUGGUCUCCUUGGACUUUUAAGAUUUUCACCUGCAGCUCAUUUUUAAUUCAUUCAUAAAUAUAAUAUCUAGUCACAAGGGUGUAAACAGAAAAGUAAAAAUAUAUAAAUGUAUAGGAUGAUCAUUUGAACACUUUCUUUUUACAUUCCUUAUCCCCUAGGAAUUAAGGUAAUAUUUGAAAUAAAUUCUGAAAUGAUUUCCUAGCUGAUUUAACAUCUGGAAACUUGCUUGUAGGUUGAUAAGUGGCAGAAAGACUGUGACCCUAAAGGAGCUCAUCUCUUUGAAUUUAGAAUUUAGACCCUAUACCAGGAACCCACAAACAUUUGCUCUCUGGUAUUCACAGACAUAGUAUAUGCACCUUGGACUACUUCCAAACUCAAAAAUCUAAACCUGCUAGGGAUUUUGAGUUUUGCCAAGGCAUUAUACCAUUUAAGAGACUAAUACAGUAUAUCAUGGUGUCUAUAGCUAAUAAUGAUAUGUUGCAUACUUGAAAAUUGCUGAGAGUAGAUUUUGUGUUCUCACCACUAAAAAAAAAAAAAAGGUAAGUAGCUGAGGUAAUGUGUAUGUUAAGUAAUUUGUUUUAGCCAUUUCAGAAUGUAUACAUAUAUUAAAACAUGCUGUACACCAUAAACAUAUACAAUUUUUA
Sapajus apella (tufted capuchin) is the source of this 3393-nucleotide messenger RNA. RefSeq names its product interferon induced protein with tetratricopeptide repeats 3 (gene IFIT3). Lineage: Eukaryota; Metazoa; Chordata; Mammalia; Primates; Cebidae. Gene Ontology annotation, cellular component: cytosol. Gene Ontology annotation, biological process: defense response to virus. Bases 256 to 1791 code for a protein of 511 amino acids. The transcript is spliced from 2 exons. The record is from RefSeq and is a predicted model, not a curated record. Gene Ontology annotation, molecular function: protein binding.